AUUUCAAUAAAAAAUGCGAUUACCAUGUGAAGUGGUUUUUGCACGUUAUAAAGCAAAUGCCGGAGUUAAUCCAAAACCCACGAAAUCGCAAAAAGGAUUUGUUAUUCUGCAAAAACUUCGACAGACCCCUCCACAAUAUCAGAUAACAGUGGCCGUGGCCGGUGACAAAACUGGAAAUAAAUUCGAGCUCAACAAGCCGCCAAUUAUUCUCGACAAAUUUAUUGCUCAAGGAAAAACCACUAUCACAUUUCAAACAACUCCUGCUGUGAUGGUUUGCAUCAGUAAAGCGAAUCCAGAAGCGUUGGCACAACUGAUAGAAGCCAUCAGAAAAAUUGUCAAAGGAGAAAAUGUGGAUAUUGAGAAAGUGAAGGUAAAAAGUUCCGACUUCAAACCAACUACCAUCACGGUCAACAAUCAGGCAACGUACAAAAAGCAAAUGCAAUCAUGCUCCGAAUUCCUGAAAACACUAAAAAUUGAGCCUAUCGAUUUACGGAGACCUGAUAAAGCCUGGAGAUUCUGCCAUAAUCUCACCAGAUUAACACUCAAUGGAAAUCCAAUUGGAGCUCAUAAUAGAGAUCUUGACGUGUUUAGCAAGCUGAAGCAAUUACAGUCACUCGAGAUGAGAAGCUGUUCCCUGGAGUUGAUUCCUGUUCCAGCAAUGUGUACGAUGUUCCGAGAACUACCGACUUCUAUCUCAUUACUGGAUUUUGGAGAUAAUCAUCUUUCAAUUUUCCCUCCAAUCUUCCAUCUGAAACAGCUCAAGAUUAUUAAUGCUGCUCAUAACGCAAUAAAAUAUCUUCCAUCACGUAUUGGAGUUCUACAGAAUCUAAAUACAAUAGAUGUUAGCAACAAUCUUAUGACAGCUUUACCUUAUGUAUUCUCAAAAAUUCCAAGUAUCGAACAUGUGGGAAUUAAUGCCAAUGAUCAAAUGGUUAGAUUAGAAGAAGAAAUUGGACCAAUUUUCAUACGUCGCCUGCUUACAAAAGUUGAUAAUAUCGAAUACACACACGAGGGAGGUGUCGACAAAUUGGGCACAAUUGCUGCGAAUGCUAUUCAUCGAGAAGAAUGCUCAAAAUCGAUGAAAUUUGGACGUCAAUUCCUUCCACUCUCACUUCGUUUCGAUAUGGAUGAUCUGAUGUUUGAAAAACCAGGAAUAUCAUCUCUCGAAUUGUGUACAGGAUGUGUCAGACUUCGGCAUAUUCGAUAUAUUCGACCACUUAUUAUACAAUCCAGACAAAUUGCUAAUUCUGUCGACGUGAUCGGAAGAUUUGUCACAUUUGACCGUCUUCUCUGUAUCGACUGUUACCGGAGAACAACUUCAACAAACAAUGGAGAACCGCCGUUCCAAUGUGAUUACUUCCAAUUUGCAGUCUAAUUUUUCAUUAUUAUCUCACCUUACUCAUUUUUAAAUAUGUAAAAAUUAACCCGAUCUCAGAAUGGGUAAAAAAUUGUCCGAUGCCUUAAAUUUCGAAUCUCUCACUUUUGAAUCUUGAAUCUCACCUUAAGAAUAAAAGUUUCCAAGCCUUUU
Caenorhabditis elegans is the source of this 1528-nucleotide messenger RNA. It is a transcript of the gene lrr-1, whose product is annotated as PIF1/LRR1 pleckstrin homology domain-containing protein. The transcript has 8 exons. The coding region runs from base 14 to 1375 and encodes 453 amino acids. NCBI's taxonomy places the organism in Eukaryota, Metazoa, Nematoda, Chromadorea, Rhabditida, Rhabditidae. The record is from RefSeq and is marked reviewed.